AUGGCGCGCAUGCCUCGUGUUCUCAGAGCUUUGCUCUUUUCUUACGUUGCUUUGCAGAGCGUUUGCAAUGCAGAGCUGCAGGAUGAGUUGAAAGCAGCCAUGGAGCGUGUGGCCGACCAAAUGCGGGACAAAUAUGACAUGGGCUUGGCGGCGGCAUUUUACUCGCCCAAGCUGAACUUCACAGUGGCCUCCGGCUACACAGAUGCAGGCUUGGGCAUGGGAAACAAGACCCGGCUUGCUCAAGUUGAUGACCUCUAUGUCUGGGGCUCAACCACAAAGAUGAUCACAGCCCCGGCUGUGCUGCAGCUCGUGGAGCAGGGGAAGGUGAACCUCACUGACCCGAUUGCCUUGCACAUUGAUCCCAUUUUGAUAGCUCUGAACGGCACUCGUUUAGAGGAUCACUUUGGCUCUCCAAUCCAUGGUGUUCAAAUCCAACAUCUGCUUCACAUGACGAGUGGCAUCCAGGAUUACGAUGGCGAGGCCUUCUCUCGCGCCCAGUUUGCCAAUCGUUCCAAGGCUUUUGGACCCAUUGAGAUCAUCGGGAAGUUCGUAAGUCCAACUCUUCAAUCGGUCCCAGGGCAGCAGCAGAUGUAUUGCAGCACCAACUACAUCCUUCUAGGAUUGGUCUUGGCCACUCAUUACCAUCAGCCCGACUCUUCCUGGGCAUGGCAAAACUACGACCAAGCUUCCGUGGUUCCGAAGGCUUUGCAGAAGGUCUUUAAGAACUCCAAGUUUGUGAUGUCGGGCCCCUGCAGCCAAUACACGCCAGUCCACGGCUUCAUGGAGUUUUAUCCAUCCGCCCAGUUGCCUAAGCAAGACGUAUGGGACGUGAGCUGUUUAGGUGGUUGGACUGCAGGGAACUAUGUAGGCUCUGUCGCAGAUGUGGCUCGAUUCACCUACGAGCUUUACAACAAGAAGAAAUCGAGCAUCCUUUCCUCGGCCUCCCAAGCGCUCCUUACCAACUUUAGCGCUCCUCACAUGGGUCCUUUCCCCAUGAAGUUCUAUGGAAUGGGGACUUUUAACCUCGCUUGGAGCGUGGGCACUUCCGAUGCUUAUGGACAUGUCGGAGACACCUAUGGCUAUCAAUCGCAAACAACCUAUAUUCCCGAAGAUGACUUUGUGAUCACCGUGGCCACCAAUGUGGAGACUACCAAACAAGCGCAGCCUGCUGAUUUCACGUGCUUGGCCUAUCAUGAGCUCAAGGCCGUUUUGACUGGACGCCCAAAGCCUCAUUGCGCCAUGGUCAUACCUCAGCGGUUUAUUGGAAAGUGCGUGUGCAUGCCAGAGAUAGUUGCUAUUGCCGUGCCAGCUCAGGGCCAGGUGGACACCUUCAAGCCCUUUGAGCUUUCCACCAUCCUGUGGUGCCAUGCUCAAAAUCGAUACUUUGAGACCGCGGACUGCGGAGGCGCUCAACCACUUUUCAAAGCGGCAGCUGGCACUGUUCCAAGACUGCUGGAGGACUUUACGCUGAGAUGUCUCGUGACCAUUGCCUGGUCAUUUGCAGCUUACAGGCACAAGGAAGAGCACCUUUUCCAAGCAAUCGGCGAUCACUUGAUCUCACAGGUCCACACGGCGAACUGCGGUGAGCUGGCCAACAUUGCUUGGGCCUAUGGACUUCUGCAGAUACACCAUGAGAGGUUAUUCCAAGAAGUCGCACGCCGGGCAAAUGUUCGAUUGCAGGAUUUCAAGCAACAGGAGAUUGCCAGCAUCAUUUGGGGUUUUGCUGCCAGUGACAUUCUUCCGGCUGCGUUCUUUAGCAAUGCAGCGCUUGCUGCCCAGCGACUGGCCUUGACGCCACAGCAGACCACCAACAUUUUGUGGGCUCUCACACGCAGAAGAUGCAAACAGAGUUCUGUGGCCACAACAGUGCUAGCUUUGCUGCCGCCUGCCACCAAGCAGAUCGAAAGGUUCAAUAUGCCCGAGAUUGCCAUUUGUUCGAUGGCUGCAGCCAAGACUCUGCUUUUCGUUGGCAUGGACAGCCCCUCUCCAGAGCUCCCAACAAUCAAUCAGACCGAGUCCGCACCAGAGAGUGCAACGGAGGAGGCCUCAGCAAAUGUGGAGUCCUUAAACAGCUCGACCGCAGCAGACAAAGCGAACGUAAAGACGACAACUUUGUUGCAAGCUUUGGGCGACCAGAGCAAUCGGGAUGUGGCAAAGCAGUUUGCUGGCUUCUCUUCCGCUCUCGCGCUCCUGCCGGUCAUAGGCCUUUUCUUGACGGAGUACCUUCUACGAGGCUUUGUGUCAGAUUCCAACUCCAGGUGGAUGUACAGUGCAUUUGCUGCAGUGAUUCUGGUGAACGUGGUCCUGGUGGCAUUUGUAGUGCACUGCUUUGCAGAAGGUUUUCCAGAUCAAAAGAUGUCCGAAGUAGACACAAAGGCUGAGAAAGAAAUUGGAGGUGCUUGCACAGAGAGAAAGAUAGAAGAAGAGGAGCCGAAGAAAGACAAGGUCUUCUCGGUGGACCUCGGGACACUUCAGCCUCCUGCAUUGCUGGAAGGUGCCUGCCAAGGCAUGUUCCGAGCCUUAUUUGCAGAGGCUGCCCGGCGCAUGGACUCCUUCAAGCCCAGGGAGAUGCAAAGCCUCUCCGUCCUGUGUGCACAGCCGUUGGGCCUCGAGAAUGCAGGCGAUAUGAGCGCUGGAGAUUUGCGGAGUUGCUGCUUUGCUCUGGCCACGACUGGAAGCCCAGCACACCAGCCCCUGAGCCUGUUGGAUGAGCUCCUGGAGGAGGACCAAGAUCUCUUCUGGGAUCCUGAUCCUGUUGAGGCCGCGAACCAAUAA
Molecule: messenger RNA, 2775 nt
Organism: Durusdinium trenchii
Lineage: Eukaryota; Dinophyceae; Suessiales; Symbiodiniaceae
Source: the annotation of a GenBank genome assembly